This is a messenger RNA of Mytilinidion resinicola, 651 nucleotides long. RefSeq lists its product as uncharacterized. NCBI's taxonomy places the organism in Eukaryota, Fungi, Ascomycota, Dothideomycetes, Mytilinidiales, Mytilinidiaceae. The transcript has 2 exons. The coding region runs from base 1 to 651 and encodes 216 amino acids. The record is from RefSeq and is a predicted model, not a curated record.
AUGGAGGAGAUGCAUUACAUAGACUGCUACAGUACUAAGAAAGAGCCCGCAGCGGCAGAACAAAGAGCCACGGAUAAUUGGGGCUACUUUGAGGCAAAGCGAGAUGAGAGUGUUUUCUUCCGGACUGCACUCUCGACCGCGGAGGACACCAUUGCGGAUCUCAAAGCAAAGCUCGUAAAUGCGGAGCACGCGAUCACCAAUUUGAGGACCAAAUCCACAAUCGUCGAGAGCAAUAGCACUGAUGCCGUCGUCAAAGCUUUUUGCUUGAGAGCAAGACGCAUCAUGGAUUCACCCAGCGUCCCCCCGGGGGAUCGCUUCCUCAACGCACGGGGCCAAGCUUCGAAGCGCAAAGUCACAGAUCACAAAGCCAGAAAAGCGCUGAAUCGGUUCCGCGUUCCUUCACAGGGUCGCCUCCUCCCUCCUAUGACGAAGAGUCAAGCCUCGAACUAUUUCAGGGCGACCCUCUCUACGAAAGCGUCUCGCGUCCCCUCGUGGAAUCACUUACCCAACAUCGGUAUGCACAGCCUGGUUGCGAAACGCGAGUUCCUCCUCGUUCAUCAUCUGCGCAAACUUCUACGACAUGCACCUGUCCACCAACAUCUGAAGGCGACUACCAACCAGUCUACGAUAGGAUUGAGGAGAACGUUAUAG